This is a messenger RNA of Yarrowia lipolytica CLIB122, 1965 nucleotides long. RefSeq lists its product as uncharacterized. The record is from RefSeq and is a predicted model, not a curated record. Gene Ontology annotation, biological process: intracellular signal transduction; protein phosphorylation. Lineage: Eukaryota; Fungi; Ascomycota; Dipodascomycetes; Dipodascales. Gene Ontology annotation, cellular component: cytosol. Gene Ontology annotation, molecular function: protein serine/threonine kinase activity; ATP binding.
AUGGCACGGCCUUCCUCUCUCCCUGUAUUAGCACUCGACACCAUGACCAGUGUCAACAACAACACACACACCACUGGCAUGUCUUCGCUGAGCAAACUGCUGGGCUCGCAACCGGGCGGAUCUCCAGCCCCCACAGAUGCAAACAUGACCUAUUCAACUUCCCAGUCCUCGCAGGACACCUGUCACUACUCCACUUCAGGACACUCAGAGGAAACGGCCCACAACGGCGUCAACCACGGCAAGGCUCAGUUCUCGCUUGGAGGCUCAUCUCCAGCAGCAGCGCAACAGUCGUGGAACGGAAACAGCGCCUCGGAUACUCCUCCCAGAAAAGCAAAGGGUAUCCAACCCGGAAUUGCUGGAACCUCCUUCAUGAGAGGCAUGUCAUCCACAAAGCAGUGCGACAUUGAACCUCGGUUCAUUGUGGAUACGUCUCGGCUGUCGCUCGGCGGAUCUUCUGGAGGAGAUAGUCCAGGUGGCUCGUCAUUCGGCAAGAGCCCUUCGUCACUGUCUCUUUUCUCGAGAUCGAGAAAAGACAGUCAAGCUGACCUUAUGGCCUCCAACAGCCCUCUGCCCUCAUCGGGCUCAUCUGCAUCGCUGUCCAACUCUCACGGAUCAACUUCGGACCUCAAGCGGUUCUUCCAAAAGCCCUGGAGACAUUCUAGCAACAAUAAGCUCCCCAGCGACAACGGUGAAAUAUUUGCUGUUACAGGAACCGCACCCGAUGGUAGCCAUGCCUCUAGUCCGACCGCCCAGUCGCCGGUCCUCGGGUCAAACUCUACCAUGGGGGGUUCUAGCUUGGGGUCCCAGUCAUCCCACUCCUCUACCCCUAAUCUUAAGGCCCUGUCUUCGUCCGGACGAGCCCGAUCGGCAUCCCGGUCAUCCAUCACAUCGACUUUUUCAUCGUCCUCCAAUGCAAUCAGAUCUCUGCACGACGACCGACGUACUUCGCUCACUAAGCAUUACUCCAAGCCCGGAAAAGCCCUGGGAGAGGGAGCUGGAGGCUCUGUUCGUCUGGUGAGCCGCAACAAGGACAAGAAGAUUUUCGCCGUCAAGGAGUUCCGCCGCAAGAAUAACUAUGAGACUCAAAAGGAUUAUUCAAAGAAAAUUAGUGGCGAGUACUGCAUCGGACUGACUCUUAAGCACAACAACAUUGUCGAGACAGUCGACAUCAUCUACGAGGGUGAGAAAAUUUACCAGAUUAUGGAGUACUGUGAAUACGACCUGUUCGCAAUUGUGAUGAGCGGUAAGAUGACUCGGGAGGAGGUUUACUGCGAUUUCAAGCAGAUCAUGGCCGGUAUCAAAUACAUGCACGACAUGGGUCUUGCUCAUCGGGACCUGAAACUCGAUAACUGUGUAAUUACGGCUUCUGGAAUUGUGAAGAUUAUCGAUUUCGGCUCCGUUGCAAUCUUCAAGUAUCCCGAAUCUUCCACCAUUCACGAGGCCUAUGGAAUCGUUGGUUCCGAUCCAUACCUUGCUCCCGAGGUGUGCCAGAAUGUCAAAUACGACCCACGCCCUGCCGAUAUUUGGUCUGCCGCAAUCGUCUUUUGCUGCAUGUUGAUGCGAAAGUUCCCUUGGAAGGCUCCCCGGCUCUCGGAUUCGUCGUUCAAAUUGUUCUUGGAGACUGCUGACAGUCGCUCGGCCAGUAACCCCGAAAAGCUGGUUAAAAGUACUUCCCCUGUCCUCAAUCUGGCUCCCCAUAUCCAGCCUGGCUCUGGCGCUGAGAAGCUCUUCUCGCGCCUACCCCAGGAGGUGCGGUUGCUGGUUGGCCAGAUGUUGCAUGUUGACCCUCUGCAGCGAAUCGACAUUUCCGACGCAUGGAAUGACCCAUGGUUGCAGACGGUUGAUUACUGCACUCAUCAGGCAUGUAAGACUCAUCCCCAUACGGUAGUUGCGGACGAUGAGGCCCACAUCGCGAUGCUGGAGAAGAAGAACAAGAAGAAGAAGGCCAGCGAGAAAAUGUGGUAA